Molecule: messenger RNA, 1353 nt
Organism: Bathycoccus prasinos
Lineage: Eukaryota; Viridiplantae; Chlorophyta; Mamiellophyceae; Mamiellales; Bathycoccaceae
Product: S-adenosyl-methyltransferase MraW
Exons: 1
Coding region: 1-1353 (450 amino acids)
Biological process (GO): rRNA base methylation
Molecular function (GO): rRNA (cytosine-N4-)-methyltransferase activity
Source: RefSeq, a predicted model, not a curated record
AUGACGACGAAAACGACCACCAUGCAACGCGGGUGGUCUCGUGGGUCUUAUUUUUUAACGAAGACGACGACACCGCGGGGAAGUCAUCGUCGUCAUCAUCACGAACACGUUGGAUUUCGUUUCCCCCAUCACGCGCAACGAACACAAUCGAACGCGUCCGCGUUCGCGGCGAAGAAGAAGACUACCACGACGAACGCGACGACGUCCUCCUCAAAAAGCAACGACGACGACACCAACAACAAAAGCGACGAACGACAUGAAAAGAAAAAACGAGAGAACAUCGAAGCUGCGCACCACGGCCACGUGUCCGUCCUUUUGAGCGAAGUGUUGGACGCGUUUAAACCGGUGAAGAUUCAGACGCACAUCGACGGGACUUUAGGCGCCGGUGGGCACGCGACGAAAGUUUUAGAGCAACACAAAGAGGAAGUGAAAACGUUCGUCGGGUUUGACGUGGACGAGACGGCGAUUGAAAUCGCGAGACCGAGAGUAGAGAGGAGUUUAGGUGUAGACGAUGCGAGCGGCGGCGAGAAGAAGAGUAACGACGGCGGCGUCGCGUUGCACUUCGUGCGAAACAACUUUGACCAGAUGCGCGCGGCGUUGCGAGAUAUCGGCGUGGACGGUGCGGAUUCGAUUUUGUUAGAUUUAGGGGUUUCGUCUAUGCAUUUAGAUCGAGCGGAGAGAGGAUUUUCGUUUCAGAACGACGGGCCGUUAGAUAUGCGGAUGUGCGGCGGUACAACGAGCGCGUCGUCGUCUUCGUCGUCGUCGUCGUCUUUGACCGCGUUCGACGUCGUCAACGGAUGGUCCGAGGAAGAUUUAGGUCGCAUCUUUCGCGAUUACGGCGGCGAAAGACAUUGGAAACUCCUCGCGAAACGCGUCUGCGAACGACGAAUGGAAAAACCAAUCGAAACGACUUUAGAACUGGUCAAAGCUUUAGGCAACCCGCCGGGGAAGCGCGAAAAAAUCCACCCGGCGACGCGCGCGUUCCAAGCCGUGCGAAUAGUCACCAACGACGAACUCGGUGUCAUCGAACGCGUGAUACCUCAAGCCAUCGAGGUCCUCAAUCCGGGUGGUCGUUUAGCCAUAAUCACCUUUCACUCGUUGGAAGACGCCAUAGUGAAAAAACAGUUCCGAAAAUUCGCCGGCGUUCCGGAAUCGCGAGAACCGACGGUUGGGAGAAGCGCGAUGAUGUUCCUCCCGCCGGAGGAGUUUGACGAUGCUUCGUCGUCAAACCCCUCGUCGUCACCGAAAAUAGUCAAAAUGAUCAACCGGAAACCAAUCGGCGCUUCGGAGGAGGAAAUUAAAGUCAACGCGAGGAGUCGGAGCGCGAAGUUACGCGUGGUUGAAAAAUUAUAA